CCACCACGCCCUUACCUUUCCACCCUCGCUCUCCUCAUCGCUCUUCAAUUCGCCAGCUGCCCAGCUGCAGCACGCCGUGAUGGCCUCGUGGGGCCGCUCCAGCGCCGCCUUUCCCUCACAGGCCGCGGCCAACCCACAUGUCUCCUCCUCGCGCGGCGCCGGCCCAUCUCGCGGCCGCGGCUCUGGGCGCGGCGGCGGCGGCGGCAGCAGCGGCCGAGGCGGUGCCCGCGGCGGGCGUGGCGGACAUCGAGGCGCUCCGCGGCGACGAGACAACGACGACGAUGACGACGAGGUGCCUGUCUUCCAGCACGGCCGCAGCGGCGCUCUCGUCUGCGGCCACGCUGAAGGCGCAGAGCCGUGUGGUUGGCGCAGCGACGACGCAACGGCAAUGACGCUGCAUCGCGCCGACAGGCAUCUGAUCCUUCCGCCAGGCGGAAGAGAAGAGCUGGAGCGUAUCGAUCCAAUUGCCAAAGAGGAGCGGAAAGAGCGGAUGAAGAAGGAGCGAAGACGCGCUAGGGAUGGCAGUGAAGACGAGGACGAGGAGGAUGGUCCGGUCAUCGCCGGCCUCAACAUCGCCCUCUCCACGCCCGAGCUGGUGGCCAUGUGGCUUCGCGAGCGCAAGAAGCGCUGGCCCUCGGCGGCCGUCGUGGCGCGCAAGCGGGAAGAGGCUUGGGAUGAGGAUGCGCGUGGCAUGACGCGCGGACGCAUGCCUGUCAAGCGGCCUCGCAUCGAGGAACAGGGGAAGCCUGUGGCUGCUCCGGUUGACCCACGAGAGGCAUCAAAGCCAGCACCAGAAGCAGGACUAGUGCAGCCCCCGCCGGUCGUAGCGCCUGACGCUUCCGAGGACGAGGACAGCGACGAUGAUGGGCCCCCCGAGGAAGCCACAAGCCGCGCACCAGCACCAGAUCCGCCAGCCUCGCCGCUGAGCUCGUCAAGCAGCGUCUCUUCCGAAGACAGCGACGCGGAGAGCGAGCCGGCCGCUGUGGCCGAACCUUUGGCGCCUGCAGACGAGCCCACAGCUGCUUCCACGAGCAGUCGUGCGCCCGAAGAGACACUCGCGCGCCCUUCGGCGCCCACAUGCCGCUUCUGGCUGCAAGGGCGCUGCAACUACGGCUCGCAGUGCAAGUCGCAGCAUCGCGAGCCUGCGCCUGCGCCCGCUGCACGACGAGGUGCCGCUCCUGCAGCCGAGAAGCGCCGAGCCCGGCCUCGAGCGCCGCCGCCAAACCCUUUCCAGGCGCCACACGCCCUGCGCGCUCUGCUCGCCAACGAGAUUUCACAGCACGUCAACUACGUGGCGCAAGUGGUGCGCUUCCUAGUCCGCAACGAUGCGCUUUGCGGCGUCGAGGGCACGCCGGGAGAAGCAGAGGAGCAGCGCAAGCGGAGAGAGAAGGUGCAGAUGCUCGAUGAGAAUGGCCAGCCGAGCGUCAAGGCAGAGGACGAGCCGAUGCCAAGCGCGCCGUUGCACGACGGUGGUCUGCCGACAGUGCCUUCGACGAGCACGCCCGGUGCCGCAUCACUUUUCCGCCCGCCCUCGCCUCAGCUGCGCGCUCUCGACUCGCUCUCCUAUCCGCCCGAGCCGGACCCGAUGAUCUUCCUCGACCCGCUGCGCGCCGCAGACGUCAAGCCGUUGACGCGCGAGCAGGUGUUGAGCAUCGCCACGGACGCGCCGCUCCGUGCGCUGCUCUAUCCGGCCGAACAAGCGGCACUCACGCCGCAUGGCACGCAUCAACGCAUGGCGCCGGCGCUCUGGCGUGCCCUCGAGACACUCGAUGCGCUCCCCAGCGCCGCACAUCGCGCCGCAGCACUCGAGCUGAUCCUCGGCGUCUCUGAGCAAUCGCCGCUGCACGCACAUCAGCUGGGCGCGACCUACGUGCGUCCGCACGCCUCCGGCGGCAGUCGUCCCCGCGUCAUCGGCGAGACAGAGCUGUUCCGUCUCGGCCUGCGCGUCUCGCCAGACGAGGUGGCAGUGCUGCGUCGGCUGGCGCAGCGCGUCAGCGAACUCGUGGGUGCCGUCGAGUUUGCGGCGCACGAGGGCGCGCCGAAGCUCGGCGCGCCGGCGCAGGACAAUGACGGAGGAAGAGCGUUCAGAGAUGCUCAGCGCGCCAGAGAGUACGAGCGCAUGGCGCAGGAGCGCGACCUGCUGCGCAGUCUCGGCAUCGAUGUCGACUAAUCAACCACACGACACAGCAAAGAGAAUUGGGCGUGACGCAAAGUAUGAUUGCGAGGCGCGCUGCAGUGCGCCCUGCGGCGCAUUUUGAGCAUGAAGGCUUGAGUGGUGAGGUUGGUGGGGUGUAGACGCGGCAAUAAGGGCGAGAUGAGG
Molecule: messenger RNA, 2320 nt
Organism: Tilletiopsis washingtonensis
Lineage: Eukaryota; Fungi; Basidiomycota; Exobasidiomycetes; Entylomatales
Exons: 2
Coding region: 80-2170 (696 amino acids)
Biological process (GO): box C/D snoRNP assembly
Cellular component (GO): nucleus
Molecular function (GO): metal ion binding; RNA binding
Source: RefSeq, a predicted model, not a curated record